This is a messenger RNA of Peniophora sp. CBMAI 1063, 864 nucleotides long. The record is from the annotation of a GenBank genome assembly. Lineage: Eukaryota; Fungi; Basidiomycota; Agaricomycetes; Russulales; Peniophoraceae.
AUGGGCCUGUUCGGUAGCAUCCUCAACGCUCUUGCCAAGCUCGUUUGUGGGGCAAACGAGCGGCAACAGGAGCCGCAGUACCCACAGGAGGGCAAGCCGACAUACGCGCAGCAGGCCCAGCACCAGCAACAACAACACCAACAGUACCCGCCUCAACAGCAGCAACAUCAGCAGCAGCAACCCCAUAAGCCUCAUCAGCAGCAGCAACAACCCCACAUCCCACAGCAGCAAACUCAUCAACAACAACAACAACCUCCCCGUCGUCAGAAUGGUCAUGUCGACGCUAACCAAGUGAACCAGUCGAACCCGCACUAUACCGACCUACGCGACCGCGCGCGAAAGGAAGGCGACGCAAUGGCCCGCGCAUUCGAUGCCAGCCACGACGCGUACCAAUCCGGUGAGAAGGCUCGCGCAAAGGAGCUUUCGAACGAGGGGCAUGCGCAUCAGGCGGAAAUGGAACGGUUGAACAAGGAGGCGAGCGAGUGGAUCUUCAGGGAGAACAAUACCGACAGUCAACCUGGCGAGAUAGAUCUCCACGGGCUGUUCGUCAAGGAGGCCAUCGAGUAUACGGACCAGGCAAUCAUUGAGGCGCAGAGGAGGGGCGACUCGGAGAUCCAACUCAUCGUCGGCAAGGGCAUUCACUCGCAGGGUGGUCAUGCCAAGAUCAAGCCGGCAAUCGAGGACCUUAUGCGCAAACAUAACCUUGUCGCUGCACUGGACCCGGAUAACGCCGGCGUACUCAUUGUUCAGCUCAGACAAGGCGGCGCAGUCGACCGUGCACGCGAUCGCGGUGCUCCCGUCCUUGGUGCCGACGACCUUUCUCGCAAGCUCGAUUCGCGGGACGACGGAUGUAUCAUCAUGUGA